This is a messenger RNA of Hymenoscyphus albidus, 1300 nucleotides long. Lineage: Eukaryota; Fungi; Ascomycota; Leotiomycetes; Helotiales; Helotiaceae. The record is from the annotation of a GenBank genome assembly.
AUGGUCCUUCGCUUGGCCGAGCCCAGUCUCAAUGGCUUGGUCAAGCCUCCAAAGCUCAUUGUUAGCGACAAGGUGGAGCAAGAUUCUGCACGCGUCGUUCCUCUAACUACUGAGAUGUUCAAAAAGAUGGAGGGUCCCGGGUGGAGGUCGAGAGAGGGUGUUGGGUGGUGGGAAUAUGGAGGUUUGCGAGGGGCUUUUAAAUACUUUGCAUGCAAUCAUCACCACCACCGUCCUUGGCAAUUGAAUUGAAUUGAAUGUGAAUUGACCUUCAGUGAAUACUGACGACCGUCCGCAAUGACAUAAAACUACGCGUCCGGAACGACGAAAAACUAGCGGUCGAGCUGGCUGCACAGUUUCCUGGGAAUCGCCAUCUCACAAUCCUCACCGCAGCUCAGGUCGUGCCAUUUUCAUGAAUGGAUUCCCCCAGACUGUGUUCUGAAAUUUCCGAACGACAAUAUGGUCAUGUCAAUAUCUGUAAGAGUCAUUCUUCUUUCCUCUCCCUCCUCCUCUCAUCUCAGACAUUCUUACCCGAAUCUUACCUGGAGGAGACUUGCUAAUUCCCUGUAGCGGCAACGAGAACCAUGUUCGAAUUAUCAAUCAGUCACAGUAGCCAGCGACAAUCAGUCCAGCGAAGAGUCUCCUUGGCACCGGCAAUGGCAUCACAAACGCAGCAAUUACUGUCUGUCACAGUACGCCCAUCACGGGCCUCGAUCACCACAGUGGUCAACAACCAAAUAAAUUCCACACGCCAGAGAGCUGAAUAUAGAGUAUUACGAGAUGACCCUCUCUUCUUCGGACCAGAUCAACCAAACCAGAAGAAUGAGAGGGUUGGUGUCGGCUCUUGACACCUCCCUCUCUCCCACAGAUGGAUAUUUUCACAUCCAGAACUCGCCAUCGUACACCUACCCUAUUUUACCUGACGGUUCAGUCAAUGGUAACAAUGCCAGGCAAUGACGCAGAAAACCAAGGUUGGUACUCGCAUCCCUCUUUUGUAGAAUAUAUGCUGACGAAGGAUUUACAGGCGAGAUCGGUACCUCUGGUCGCGGUGUUUGACGCCAAAAUGCCUCCAACCACAGCAUUGGUGGUGGAAAACUGUGGCCAAUGUUAUCUUAGACCUUGCUGUCGGAGUCGCCAUGGUAAGCAUUCCUCAUGUCUUUACCAUCGUCUUCUCAUCAACAAGUGUUGGUUUCGUCCUCGCUUAACACAUUUGGUUUCGGCUAAGGUGUACCUCCCUGAUCCUCUCUGACAUUCUUAUCAAGGUGCAUUGCUUGGCCUUUCAAAACCAGUGGCAGAGCGAUAA